Messenger RNA from Phoenix dactylifera (date palm), 1040 nucleotides. Its product is annotated as classical AGP protein. Lineage: Eukaryota; Viridiplantae; Streptophyta; Magnoliopsida; Arecales; Arecaceae. Gene Ontology annotation, molecular function: transcription coactivator activity; chromatin DNA binding. Gene Ontology annotation, cellular component: nucleus. Gene Ontology annotation, biological process: positive regulation of DNA-templated transcription. The record is from RefSeq and is a predicted model, not a curated record.
CGCUGUGACGCAGCGUGGGGCAAGAAACCUCCAUCCAUAUCUAUCCGGAACCCUCGAGCGAGCAACCGACACGGUUUCAACCUCGGGCUCCCUCUUUCCUCAUUCCAUUUUGUUGUGGUGGGGAUCGCCCCUGGCCCCGUGUGUGCUGCGAGAAUCUAACCUAAAAAUCUUGGUGAGAGAAGCAGGAAUCGAAACAGAGAAAAAACGAGCGAGAGAUGGCUUUGAAUCCUCAGCUGUUCGCCAACGGGAUGCCCGUCCCCUUUGUGGGCGAGAUGUUCGUGCUGGCCCGGGAUGGCGUCGAGUUUGAGAUCGACAAGAUCCCUGGAGCUCAUGGUGAUCAUGUUAAAGUGAAGGGAACUAUUUACUUGUCAAAUAUACGUAUGGUUUUCGUUGCUAGGAAACCUGUUGGAAACUUUGUGGCUUUUGAUAUGCCCCUGUUAUAUGUGCAUGGUGAAAAGUUUAACCAGCCAAUCUUUUUCUGCAACAACAUAUCUGGAUUUGUCGAACCUGUAGUUCCAGAUGAUCAGCACAGGGCUCUCUACUCCACUCAUUCCUUCAAGAUUUUGUUCAAGGAAGGUGGAUGUGGAACUUUUGUCCCUCUGUUCUUGAAUCUCAUUGCAUCUGUGAGGCAGUAUAAUCAACAAAUGGCAAAUUCUGCUCCUUCUGCUCCUCGUGUUGACCCACUACAAGCUGCUCAGACUCCAGUGGAGGACAUGAUGAGACAUGCGUAUGUCGAUCCAAGUGACCCAACCAAAAUCUUUUUGCAGCAGCCCGCUCCGGAAUCCCAAUUGAGGAGGAGAACAUACCAUUCGCAGCCUGCUGAGAACUCAUACUAAAUUUAGUGCUGCAGUUGUCUAAUGUGAUGAUACUACCACUUUUAAAUAUGAAUAAGAUUGUGAGAUCCUACCACUUUUAAAUAUGAAUAAGAUUGUGAGAUACUACCACUUUUAAAUAUGAAUAAGAUUGUGAGAUACUACCACUUUUAAAUAUGAAUAAGAUUGUGACUUUAAUGCUACUAUAGAUACUGUAUUUUCCUUUGC